ACCCUCUUCUUCCGCUGAACACGUAGCCAGCAGCUCUAGAAAGUAGAAGUGCCCUGGCGAAGCGAAGAGGGGAUUGGAUUACCUGGGAUUUCCUUCGCUGCGUGCAAGGCCCUUCAGUCUUCCGCGCUUCGUUUCUGCGCCGGCCGGAUCUCCAGGAGGCAUGGAUGGGAAGAACUUAAGCAGUGGGCAACAAGCUCAACAAGCUAAGUUAGAUGCGUUGUCACCUGAUCAGGGCACCCUGACGCACAAUGCAGAUUCUGUCACCGGAAAGGUGAGUCCGGUAAAUGGUCAUGAACCUGUAGAUAUGAACAUGGAAGCUGCUAUCUCUGCCGAUGAUGUCAUGCGAGCCGGAGGCUUCGGUGCAAAAGACGACAUUGGCAGCCUCCUACCAACGGCUAUGGACUCCACCGACUUUGAGGCCUCGCUGCGGGAUGCCCGCGACUUCGAAGACGAACAAGAGAAGCCAUCACAUCCUGGGCUGGGUUACAAAGCAACCGAAGCUGACGUCGGAAGCAAGCCAUCGGAAGUGCCUCCGCAGUGAGCCUAUCUUCCUUGCACAGUUUUAGCUUCUGAAGAACCUAUGUUUUUGUUACACAUCUGUAGUUUCCAGCUUCUAAACUGUGUGUUUAAGUCGGCAGCAUUCUGUUGUUUCUAUGAUGGAUGGACAUGAGUUUAUGAGUUCAUGAGUAGUUUUCAUUUUUAUA
Messenger RNA from Lolium perenne, 704 nucleotides. RefSeq lists its product as uncharacterized. NCBI's taxonomy places the organism in Eukaryota, Viridiplantae, Streptophyta, Magnoliopsida, Poales, Poaceae. The record is from RefSeq and is a predicted model, not a curated record.